This is a messenger RNA of Solea solea (common sole), 1295 nucleotides long. RefSeq names its product DCN1-like protein 5. Gene Ontology annotation, cellular component: ubiquitin ligase complex. The transcript has 10 exons. Gene Ontology annotation, biological process: positive regulation of ubiquitin-protein transferase activity; protein neddylation. Lineage: Eukaryota; Metazoa; Chordata; Actinopteri; Pleuronectiformes; Soleidae. Bases 227 to 952 code for a protein of 241 amino acids. Gene Ontology annotation, molecular function: ubiquitin conjugating enzyme binding; ubiquitin-like protein binding; cullin family protein binding. The record is from RefSeq and is a predicted model, not a curated record.
ACCUUCCACUACCCCGGAAGUACCGGCGACAGACAGCCGUAAACCCGGCGCAGAAGCAGGUGGAAGUGAUUUCGCAGGCGGUGAAAAAUAAGAAUCGCACUAAAACUUUACUGUAACAGAAACACUGGACAAGCUCCCCUUGCCUUUUUUCUAGAAUAUCUUAGAGCUGAAUGGAGGCAGGCAUAAAUACACAGCCCAGCUAGUGAAGCCCGUUAAAGGUUCAGUGAUGCCUGUGAAAAAGAAGAGAAAACUCCCUGAUGCAGAUGAUCAUGAGCAGAAGUGUAAAAUUACAAGUUUCACUCGACCUCAGAUCCGUGGUGCGAGGCCGAUCAGUGGUGAGAAAGUUUUCUCCAGUAAGAAGUGCCUAGCCUGGUUCCACGAGUACGCCGGCAUUGACAAGAUUGUCGGUCCAGAGGCCAUGGAGAAAUUCUGUGAAGACAUUGGUGUAAAACCAGAGAACAUUAUCAUGUUAGUCUUAGCGUGGCAUCUAGAAGCAGCAAGUAUGGGCUUCUUCACCAAAGAAGAAUGGCUCAGGGGAAUGACAGUAUUACAGUGUGACAGCACAGAGCGGUUACGGAGCAAACUGGAUUACUUGCGCGGUGAACUCAACGACUCUGUGGUCUUCAAAAAUGUCUACAGAUACGCCUUCGACUUUUCCAGAGAUAAGGACCAGAGGAGUUUGGACAUGGAUACGGCAAAAUCCAUGCUGGCUUUACUGCUGGGCAGAACGUGGCCUCUCUUCCCAGUCUUUCACCAAUUCCUGGAGCAGUCCAAGUACAAGGGGAUGAAUAAGGACCAGUGGUACAACGUUCUGGAGUUCAGCAGAACCAUCACAACAGACCUCAGUAACUACGAUGAAGAUGGAGCUUGGCCAGUGCUGCUGGACGAGUUUGUGGAAUGGCUAAAAACGCGGUCGGCGUUUGAGCAGAGAACGUCGCAACACCAGACAUGAGAAGGAAGGAGAGAAAAAGGGAAAAUGACGCUCACACACACACACGGACUACAGACCCAUCCCAUCAGACGUCGUUUCUAUGCAUCUGAGCACGUCGGCCAACUGUUGUCAGGAGGCUUUUCUCUCACCAACUGGAAUUUAUUUUUAAAAAAUUGUUUUAAUUUGCAGUUAAGAGUCACAGAGAGGAAGUGUUUCUAGGGAAAAAGGAAAUUGGAAAAAAAAGGACUGAGAGAAAGACGGAGCUCUGGAAUCUGUUGUCUUGAUAAUUACCCCCCCACCACCACCAUUUUGUGUAUUGUUUAUUGAUGUUUCACAGUAAUAAUAAAGAAAAAUUGAAAUGUAA